Messenger RNA from Struthio camelus australis, 992 nucleotides. Lineage: Eukaryota; Metazoa; Chordata; Aves; Struthioniformes; Struthionidae. The record is from RefSeq and is a predicted model, not a curated record.
AGAGAUGACUUCUGCGGUGACAAUCCCAUCUCCAAGGUCCUGCCAACCUAAUGGAGCCAGUGAAGAAGCCCUGCAGUAUGAAAUUGAAGAGCUGAAACAGAAAGACCUCGCUCUAGACCAGGAAAUUGCACAAUUUUUGUCUGAAGGCUACAGUCUGGAAGAACUGGAGAAACACAUCUCUCUGCUCCAUGAGUAUAAUGAUAUUAAAGAUGCUGGACAGAUGCUGUUAGGCAAGCUGGCUGUUAUUCGAGGGGUUACCACAAAGCAGCUAUACCCUGAAUAUGAUCUGGAGCUUAGCGACUAGUAUUGAACCUGAAGACUACAGUGUCCUGCAAAGAUGCCUAUUACUGGGCCGUUGGGUUUUGGUGUCAUACCUAUUUAAAAAUGAUAAAAGGUGGCCUUGGAAGUGUGUAGCCUUUCAAGAAAGCAUAUGUUAACAGCCUUUUUUCUAAGAAGCUUUGGAACAUGAAAGUUAUCAUCCGUUUCCUGUUUGUGGAAAACGGACGUUGGGGAUGUGGGAUUUUGUAUAAUUUCAAUUCGUCUACUUCCUGAUCAACACGUUUUUUGUUUUUUUUUCCAUAGGAAGGGUUAUAAUUCAAGGUUGAUGCUGAGUCUCUUCCCAUUGAGCUUUUACUUCUCUAGAGCAUCAUGAGACUAUUUGGAUAUGCUAAUCUGCAGGUGGAAGCAGCUUUUAAUGAAUGGAUAGAGGAAAUGAGGGUAGAAGAAUAUACAAUGUAAUAGCUGCUUGAAAAGAAAACCCCUCAAAAGUAGGGAGGGAAGAAGGUUGGAAGUGUGUGGGGGAGUUUUGUUUGUCUGUGGUUUUUUUUGUUUUGUUUUUAUGACCAAAUUUGGGAAGUUUGGUUUCUCUGCAUUUUUGUACCUCUCUGAUCUAGUAUCUAGAGAUUUUGCAUCACUUCUGUAGUAAAUAGCAAAAUGUGAAGUUGUAUUAAAUUGUCUAGUCUGAAUAAAGCAGCUAUCACGUUUCUCAGCAA